GCCGUCUUAUCGAGUUAACGUCUUAAAAUGUACGGGCAAAUAUACUAGAAUCCGAGUCGAAAACCAUUGGUACCGCGUCUGUCGGCUAGAUUACACGCCUUCUAAUUUCAAAUUUGUUGGUGGCUGAAUCGCAUAGAGAAGAAAAAAGUUUUUAAUUUUUUUUAAUUUUGCUCAAAAAUAUGAAUCUUCGACUUCAUGUGUUUUUCGGUCAGCUCCUCUGGCUUUUUGCAUCAUUGAGCGGCAAGAGUUUCCAAGGUGUCCCAGGAUACGGAAGGAAUCUAAUAAUUAAGACUCUACCAGCUAUCGAAGACUACCAGAGCAAUGUAUACGAAGUUUUCAUGGAGCCUUAUUUAUACGAUUCUUUCAGACCAGUAUUUCCUGGCGGAGAGCGUACCCAGAAACAAAUUGAUUUAGCUGGCGCACCAAGAUCUUUGCCAGGCCUUCAAGCCGUAGUCAACCUACAACCUGACGCAGGAUCAGGCGUCACCGGCGAACUGGUCUUCACACAAAUAGUCCCCAACGGGCCAGUUACCAUAGAAGGAAACGUCACAGGUCUAACUCCGGGUCUACACGGGGUGCACGUUCACCAGUCCGGAGCCAUUAAGGAUAAUUGCAAAGAUAUUGGGCCGCACUUUAUAGCGUAUUAUGGUCGACAUGGGGGACCUCGCGAUCACAUCCGUCAUGUCGGAGAUCUCGGCAACAUUAAGGCGGAAGAAGGCACUGUGAACAUUAAGAUCGUAGACCAUCUCGUGUCUCUAUCGGGGCCCAGGUCCAUAGUUGGAAGAUCCCUGGCCAUUACGCAAGCGGAAGAUGACUACGGUAGAGCUGGCACGGAAGACAGUGCCUUGACUGGUUCCUCAGGGCCUGCAAUUGCGUGCGGCAUUAUUGGAUAUCUAAAUUAGUUAUAGUGCAAUGUUAAUUUAUUAGUCCUAAGAUGAUUGUAAUACAGGAAUUUUACAG
Messenger RNA from Hyposmocoma kahamanoa, 960 nucleotides. Its product is annotated as superoxide dismutase [Cu-Zn]-like. The record is from RefSeq and is a predicted model, not a curated record. Gene Ontology annotation, biological process: removal of superoxide radicals. Gene Ontology annotation, molecular function: copper ion binding; superoxide dismutase activity. The coding region runs from base 180 to 902 and encodes 240 amino acids. NCBI's taxonomy places the organism in Eukaryota, Metazoa, Arthropoda, Insecta, Lepidoptera, Cosmopterigidae. The transcript is spliced from 4 exons.